CUCUCUCCGUGACGUCAGACAGCUGCUCGGUAAGUCAGCCCGUCACUUCUUGACGGAGGACAGAACCAAGUCGGAGCGCGAGACACCGGCCGGAAAACCACAAGAAAAGCCGUCACACCGGCUCCUGGCGUCCCGCUUACGGGGCCUGGCAGUCAAGCGGGACUCUGUGGGACUCUGUGGGACUCUGUGGGACUCCGUUUCCACAUUCCGAGGUUUCUUUCGGCCCGUUAAGUCGGGGCGAGGAGCGCCGUUGGCCAUGGAGACGUUAGGAGGAACUUGGCUGUUUGUUCUGCUCACUUUCCUUCUUUCCCCCGCCGUCCGGACCGACGCGUCCCCAGGUGGUUGCAUAUCUGAACAGUCGUACUCAGACUGUGGAUUCGUUCAGGCUAAAGGUGACGACUUUGACUGGGAACAAGCUGACACCAGAGACAGACCAGCAGCAAGCCCCUGGAUGCCUUCAGGCUCAGCGUUCCUCUAUGUCAACACCACGGGUCGGUUCGCUGGUCAGAGAGCUCAGCUGCUGAUGCCUCCGCUGAAGGAGAAUGACACUCACUGUGUCACCUUCCUGUUUUACCUGGCGGGGGGGCGGGAAGGCGCCCCGCCUGCCCAGCUCAACGUCUAUGUCAAAGAGAACAGCAGCCCUUUGGGUGUUCCGGUGUUCAACUCCUCAGGCCCCGCCUACCACAGGUGGAGAGGGGUGGAGCUAGCUGUGUCCACUUUCUGGCCUAACUACUACCAGUUGGUGUUUGAGGCAGUCAGCACUGGUCAGAGAGGUCUGCUGGCCGUCAAGGACAUCACACUGCAGGGCCACCAGUGUAUGAGUACUCCUCAUUUCCUUCAUAUCAAAGGAGUUGAAGUAAACGCCAGACAGACGGCAACGUUCCACUGCACCGUCAACGGGCGACCGCAGAACAACAUAAACCUCUGGCUGCAGGGUAUUGGUGGUCGUCAGGCGGUUGUCAGGGAAAACAAACCGGUGAACUCUCGUCGGUACGUUGCAACCUUUGACGUGGAAAACACCACCCAUCAAGACUCGGGUCGGUACCGCUGCAUCGCCCAAUCAGAGCGAGGAGUGGGCGUGUCUACUUACGCUGAUCUCACUGUCAAACAGCCUCCUGUACCCAUCGCCCCCCCGCAGCUGACAGCAGUUGGCGCCACCUACCUGUGGAUCCAGCUCAAUGCAAACUCAAUCAACGGGGAUGGACCCAUCAUCGAGAGAGAGGUGGAGUAUCGAACAAUGUCAGGCAUGUUGAUAGAUACCACCCCUGUGGAUAAGAGCACACAUAAGAUUGGCCAUCUUGAUCCAGACACAGAAUAUGAGAUCAGCGUCCUGCUCACCAGACCGCUGGAAGGGGGCACAGGAAACCCCGGACCUCCCCUCCGAGCCAGAACCAAAUGUGCUGACCCCAUGCAGGGCCCACAGCGGCUGGAGGUGGUGGACAUCCAGUCCAAACAGAUCACCAUGCGCUGGGAACCAUUUGGAUACAACGUCACCCGCUGUCACAGCUACAAUCUCACCCUUCAGUACAGUUACCGACCUGUGGGGGGCGCAGCAAGGGGGGAGCCAUCAAAGGAGGAGACGCGGGAGGAGGUGUGUUACGAUAUGAUGGGUGUAUCACCGCAGCACAUCAUCCGUAACCUUCCACCUUACACCAAUGUCAGUGUGAAGCUAAUCCUCCGAAACCCGGAGGGGGAAAGAGAGAGCAACCAACUGCUGGUGCUAACAGAUGAGGACGUUCCUGGGGCUGUACCAGUGGAUUCUGUCCAGGGCAGUAGUUAUGAACAGAGCAUCGCUUUAAGCUGGAGAGAACCUUUAAACACCUAUGGCAUCAUCAGACAAUAUGAGAUCUCCUAUAAGGCUUUGAGUUCCUUCGACACAGAGUUUGAUUUGUCCAAUCAGAGUGGGAAGGUUGUGAAACCGGCCAAUGAGACGAGCCAUGUAUUCACAGGGCUGUACCCAGGCUCCACCUACUCCUUCACAAUAAAAGCCUACACCGUCAAAGGCUUCGGCCCACCAGUUAUAACCCAGUUCACUACCAAAAUAUCAGCCCCUCUCAUGCCAGCCUAUGAACAGGAGAAUCCUCUGAAUCAGACCGACUCCACAGUCACCGUCCUACUGAAGCCUGCUCAGAGCAGAGGAGCUCCAGUCAGUAAGUACCAGGUGGUGGUGGAAGAGGAGCGCCCUCGCAGGCAGAUGCGUGGCGCUGUAGAGAUUCUGCGUUGUUAUCCGGUUCCGAUCCACUUCCAGAACGCCAGCCUCUUUAAUGCGCCAUACUACUUCAGCGCCGAGCUGCCCACCUCCGAACUCCGCCACCCUCUGCCUUUCUGCAUCGGUGACAACCGAACAUACAAUGGUUACUGGAACGCCCCACUGCUCCCGCAGAAGAGUUACAGUAUCUACUACCAGGCAGUCAGCACGGCCAACGGGGAGACAAAGAUAGACUGUGUUAUGGUGGCCACUAAAGCUGCUAUAAUCACCACUCAGCUCACCACGCCUUACAUCCGAAUCCCCCCACCGCCCGGCGACAAGCAGCUUGCAGGAGCAGCAACCCGCCGGCCAGAGCCGGAGCCGGAGAAACAGUCAGACCACACGGUGAAGAUUGCUGGAGUCAUCGCAGGAAUCCUGCUCUUCAUCAUCAUCUUCCUUGGAGUGGUGCUGCUCAUGAAGAAACGUAAGCUGGCUAAGAAGAGGAAGGAGACGCUGAGUUCCACCAGGCAGGAGAUGACAGUCAUGGUGAACUCGAUGGACAAGAGUUACACCGAACAUGGGACCAACUGUCAGCAAGAGGCCAUCUCCUUCAUGGACACACACACACACACGCUGAACGGACACACUGUCUCCUCUCCAUCCUCCUUCACCCUGAAGACUAACACCAUCAGUACCACUGUCCCAAAUUCUUACUAUCCAGAUGACAGCCACACUAUGACCAGCGACACCAGUAGUCUUGUGCAGUCCCACACUCACUCCUAUAAGAAGCGGGAGGCGGAGCGGGAGGCGGUGCCGUAUCAGACGGGUCAGCUCCACCCGGCCAUCCGUGUUGCUGACCUGCUGCAGCACAUCACCCAGAUGAAAUGUGCCGAGGGCUACGGCUUUAAGGAGGAGUAUGAGAGUUUCUUUGAAGGACAGUCUGCUCCAUGGGAUUCAGCCAAAAAGGACGAGAACCGCAUGAAAAAUCGUUAUGGCAACAUCAUCGCCUAUGACCAUUCUCGUGUGCGUCUGCAGCCUCAGGAGGGAGAAAGCAGCUCAGAUUAUAUCAACGCUAACUAUGUGGAUGGAUACCACAGACCCAAUCAUUACAUUGCUACCCAAGGACCCAUGCAGGAAACGGUGUAUGACUUUUGGAGGAUGGUUUGGCAGGAAAACACAGCAGCCAUUGUCAUGGUUACCAACUUGGUGGAAGUGGGCAGAGUGAAGUGUUGUAAGUACUGGCCUGAUGACACAGAGAUCUACCGGGACAUGAAGGUGACUCUGAUAGAAACCCAACUGCUAUCAGAGUACGUUAUCAGAACCUUCGCUGUGGAAAAGAGGGGGGUUCAUGAGAUCAGGGAGAUCCGUCAGUUUCAUUUCACCGGCUGGCCAGAUCACGGUGUCCCGUAUCACGCCACUGGCCUGCUGGGCUUCAUACGCCGUGUCAAAGCCAAGAGCCCCCCCAACGCCGGUCCAAUGGUAGUCCACUGCAGUGCGGGGGCGGGACGCACUGGUUGUUUCAUUGUGAUUGACAUCAUGCUGGACAUGGCAGAAAGAGAGGGCGUGGUCGACAUUUAUAACUGUGUGAGGGAACUCCGCGCACGAAGAGUUAAUAUGGUCCAGACUGAGGAGCAGUAUGUCUUCAUCCAUGAUGCCAUCUUGGAGGCGUGUCUAUGUGGUGACACCACCAUUCCAGCCAAUCAGCUUCGAUCGGUCUACUACGAGAUGAACCGAUUGGACCCUCAGACCAACUCCAGUCAGAUCAAAGAGGAGUUCAGGACUUUAAACAUGGUGACUCCGACGCUGCGGGUGGAGGACUGCAGUAUCGCUCUGCUACCCAGAAACCAUGAGAAGAACCGUUGUAUGGACGUUCUUCCUCCAGACAGAUGUCUGCCCUUCCUCAUCACCAUCGAUGGAGAGAGCUCCAACUACAUCAACGCAGCGCUGAUGGAUAGCUACAAGCAGCCGUCUGCGUUUAUCGUUACCCAGCAUCCUUUGCCAAACACAGUGAAGGACUUCUGGCGUCUGGUACUGGAUUAUCACUGUACCUCCAUAGUUAUGCUGAACGACGUAGACCCUGCCCAGCUGUGUCCACAGUAUUGGCCAGAGAAUGGUCUCCAUGGUCACGGCCCCCUGCAGGUUGAGUUUGUCUCUGCAGAUCUGGAGGAAGACAUCAUCAGUCGCAUCUUCAGGAUCUACAACGCAGCAAGGCCUCAGGAUGGGUACCGCAUGGUGCAGCAGUUCCAGUUCCUGGGCUGGCCGAUGUACCGUGACACACCCGUCUCCAAACGCUCCUUCCUCAAACUCAUUCACCACGUUGAGAAAUGGCAGGAGGAGUAUGAUGGAGGAGAGGGGCGCACCGUGGUCCACUGUCUUAAUGGAGGUGGGCGUAGCGGGGCCUUCUGUGCCAUCAGCAUCGUGUGUGAGAUGUUGAGGCAGCAGCGAGCCGUCGACGUUUUCCACGCCGUCAAAACUCUGAGGAAUAACAAACCCAACAUGGUCGACCUACUGGAGCAGUAUAAGUUCUGUUAUGAAGUGGCCCAAGAAUAUCUGAACUCCACCUAACCUGGUCCACUUCAGCUGGUCCAGACCCGGACCUCCUCCAUCCUCCUCUUCCCGCCUCCUGAUGGAGGUUGUGAGCGGCAGAGAGGAAGAGAAGAUGAGGGACGCCUCGUUUGACUGAACAAUGACUGCUUACACACGCACACACACACAUGCAUGUGCAAAGAAAACACCUUCACACACACACACACACACACACACACACACACACAAGAAACCUUCUCUCACACACACCCCCUCUCCCAGGUUGUCCGGUGGGACAGUACUGACCUUUGACCUCCUUGCUGUUAUGAAUACUAUAGUCGCCGGCUCACUGCGUUGCGUGUCGUUUUCUGGAGACGUCCUCGGUGUGACGGCUCGGCUACACGGCCCGCCGACCAGCGAUAACACCCCACAACCAGACGACUCUCCAGAGAGACAGCAGGCCUGUUGUCAUGGAGAUCCGGCUGUUGCGACGUUGUCAUCACGGUGUGAAGAAUUCCCUCGACAGCUUCCAGGCCGACAGGAAAACUGUUGAGUCUCAUCCCAGUUCCUGAAACGGCUGAGCCACAUCUCUGACAGGAAGUGAUGUCAAGAGGUGGAUUUUCCCGAGGCAGAAACGUCCAGCUGGACUCUUUUAAAGGGGGCUUUGAGGUUUUGCAGUGAACCCCUCUUUAAAGGCAGACCUGAGAUUUGCUUUCUGCUCAGAAUCCUACAACGUUCCCAGGACUUCCAGAAUGUUCUCCUCGUCCUCCUGAGCGACUCCUUUAACAAACCCUCCUGCACUCCCGUCCAGAUCACAGCGCGCCGGUGCUUCACCUGCACAUAAGCUCUUUCAGAAGUAGAUGGUUUUCCUUUGUCAGAUUUUUCAGUUGUAAGUGGAUUGUGUGGACGGGCCGGCGCUGGUGGCUUCAGACGUGUGCAUGAGACAGCGUGUGAAUACUGUACAUAAAGGAGGCGCUAUUUAUGAUCUGAUGUUGUUGAUGUCGUUGUUGUUGUUCAUAUCGGUGGUGAUGUUGUCGUUGUGACACAAACACAGAGACAAUCAUACCAGAACCAGAACCACACCAGACCAGAACCGAACCACACCAGACCAGAACUACACCAGAACCAAACCAGACCAGAAUCAGACCAGAACCAGAGAAGAUUCUUCACAACACUUUCCAAACUUUUUGGAGAUGUUUUCCUUUAGUUCAUGUUCCUUCGUAUUUCCUGUUCUGCUGUCAGUCAGAGAACCAGUUGACGGGUUUGGGUCGGAUGUCUGGUUGACUGCAUAACGAUGCUAGCUGCUGUCUCCCCCCGUAUGUUCUGCUCACAACGCCUGAUGCAACAGUUAGCAUACAAACACUGUCCACAGGAUGAACUUAUAGCAUGAGCUCAAACACAACUGAUUAUUAAUUCAUCACUGUCAUGAACUUAUUGAUUGUGGAACAAAUUUAAAAGUCUCUGGUUUUACCUGAAGAGGAAGGUUUCAACUGAAGAAGAAGGUUUUACCUGAAGAGGAAGGUUUCAACUGAAGAAGAAGGUUUUACCUGAAGAGGAAGGUUUCAACUGAAGAGGAAGGUUUCAACUGAAGAGGAAGGUUUUACCUGAAGAGGAAGGUUUCAACUGAAGAGGAAGGUUUUACCUGAAGAGGAAGGUUUUACCUGAAGAGGAAGGUUUUACCUGAAGAGGAAGGUUUCAACUGAAGAGGAAGGUUUUACCUGAAGAGGAAGUUUUCAACUGAAGAGGAAGGUUUCAACUGAAGAGGAAGGUUUUACCUGAAGAGGAAGGUUUCAACUGAAGAGGAAGGUUUUACCUGAAGAGGAAGGUUUUACCUGAAGAGGAAGGUUUCAACUGAAGAGGAAGGUUUCAACUGAAGAGGAAGGUUUUACCUGAAGAGGAAGGUUUCAACUGAAGAGGAAGGUUUUACCUGAAGAGGAAGGUUUUACCUGAAGAGGAAGGUUUUACCUGAAGAGGAAGGUUUCAACUGAAGAGGGUUGGAGUUUGCCAAACACUGAAGUUUAAAGAGAGGUUAAACUGUUUUUUAUGCUGCCUGUCUUCCACACUGCCGGUUGACAUGCAGUCAGUCAUGUGAUGCAGCUGGUGGUUCAUGUAAUGCAUGUGUGUCAUUAAUGUGUCUCGUCAGUUGUCUGACUUUACAAGACUUGUCGUAUUUAAUUAUGCAGCAGAAGUUACGCUGUGUGUGACUCCACGUCCAACGUCGUGGUUGAGCUUUUCAGAAAAUGUCUCCAUGUCUGUUUUUAAACCCGUCCAAAACUGUAGGACCUGAUCGCCUUCAUUUAACUGAACAUGAAUGUUGUUUCAGAUAUGUGUCUGUGUCCUGACGCUCCGUUUUGUCUGUCAGUCGUUUCAGACGCCAUCACACAACUGAUUCUAUGAAAACCACACAAAGGUGAGUCAGUUCAUCUGGACACAAGGUUUAUUGACGGAAACAUUCCAUCAUUCAUCUUCAGUCUCAGCUGACUGCAGGUAUCCCCACCCUUCAGCCUCCUGCCUCCUGCAGACUGACAGCAGGUAUCCCCACCCUUCAGCCUCUUGCAGACUGACUGCAGGUAUCCCCACCCUUCAGCCUCCUGCAGACUGACUGCAGGUAUCCCCACCCUUCAGCCUCCUGCAGACUGACUGCAGGUAUCCCCACCCUUCAGCCUCCUGCAGACUGACUGCAGGUAUCCCCACCCUUCAGCCUCCUGCAGACUGACUGCAGGUAUCCCCACCCUUCAGCCUCCUGCAGACUGACUGCAGGU
Messenger RNA from Lampris incognitus (smalleye Pacific opah), 7476 nucleotides. Its product is annotated as receptor-type tyrosine-protein phosphatase mu-like. Lineage: Eukaryota; Metazoa; Chordata; Actinopteri; Lampriformes; Lampridae. Gene Ontology annotation, cellular component: membrane. Gene Ontology annotation, biological process: protein dephosphorylation. Gene Ontology annotation, molecular function: protein tyrosine phosphatase activity; protein binding. The transcript has 36 exons. Bases 257 to 4753 code for a protein of 1498 amino acids. The record is from RefSeq and is a predicted model, not a curated record.